AUGGCCGCAUCUUCUAUAAAAAUACUAACAGUAGGGUCUGCAGUAGGUUCAAUUCGCGACUUAUUUGCCAAAGUCAAGACCAUCGACGCGAAACACGGGAAGUUUGACCUCUUACUAUGCACCGGCGACUUUUUUGGGACGCCCAACGACGAGGCGGAUGAUGAGAUCGGGCAGCUUUUGGGGGGCCAGCUAGAAGCGCCCAUUGAAUGCUACAUUAUGCAAGGCGAACAUCCGCUCCCUGCACGCGCCGUGGAAAAAUUUGCGAAGACAGGAGGAGAGCUGUGCAAGAAUGUGUUCCUGAUGAGCAAAUCUGGGAUCAUCACAACUGCGAACGGAUUGCGGAUAGCAUGUCUCGGAGGAGUAUUCAACCCGAGUAUAUUUGGCUCAGCUGAGACCGUACCAGGCUUUAUGUCCCCCUUCUUUUCCUACCACACAAUCGACCGCCUCCUUUCCAACACCCUCGCCAAAGCACCGUCUAUCUCUGCCUCUUCUCAAGCAGACAAGCAAAAAAGCUAUUCAUCCUUAGUAUCUAUCCAAGCCUCUACAUCCUCCUCGCAGCUCGUCGACAUCCUUCUCACGAAUUCCUGGCCUUCCUGCAUAACGCACCUCUCCUCCGCACCGCUGCCCGACCCACAGUUGUCGAGCACUGGUGCACCUCCAGUAGAUGAUGUUGUCCGAAAGACGAAGCCGCGGUAUCACUUCGCUGCCGGUGGUGGGGCCACACCGGCGAGGUUCUGGGAGCGAGAGCCGUAUGUGUGGGAGGACGAGCAAGGACGGGUGGGUAGAUUUGUGGGACUAGGUGCGUUUGGUGGUGAGCAGGGCACGGGAAAGAAGCAACGGUGGUUUUACGCGUUUAGCAUCGCGCCGAACACGACUGGGGAAGCGCAAGCCAGGCCAGCAAAUACAACGAAGAACCCAUUCGUAGGGGGAGUUCCACGAGCGCAGAAACGGACGUUGGAUAUGGACGGAGGGGAGAACUACAUUUUUGGAAACGUGCAGCAGCCUGUGAAAAGAACACGAGUUGUACAACAAGGAGAGCCUGGUAAACCACCGCCAGGGUAUAAAUGUCGACGAUGUGAAUCCACAGAGCACUUUAUCAACGAUUGUCCAGAACGAAGUAAGCCACCCGAAAACUAUAUUUGCAAGAUAUGCAACGAGCCAGGUCACUUUGUGCGCGAUUGCUCCACAAGAGACGCAACUGGAGAUACUGGGGGCAAAAAACCAAAGCCUGGAUAUCGCCAACCUCAACACGAGAGACGCGGCGGCAAGCGUGGACCUCCGAAGGAAAUUGCACCCGACGAAUGCUGGUUCUGCUUGUCCAAUCCAAACCUUGCCAAGCAUCUUAUCGUUGCUAUUGGCACUGAGUGCUAUGUAACACUGCCCAAAGGCCAGAUCAUCCCAACGCAAUCGGCCGCCGACAGCGUAGAUGUUCCUGGGGGUGGUCAUGUUCUUGUCGUUCCGAUCACGCACUACCCCACAUAUUCGACGAUUCCGCCAGACCUGGCACCACCGAUCGUCGAGGAAACGGAGAACUUCAAGUUGGCUUUGUCUACUAUGUACGCCAAGUACGGCUCGGUGCCGGUCAUCUUCGAAGUCGGUCGACUGUCAGCCAAAGGCGGCCAUGCGCACAUCCAAGUGGUGCCCAUGCCCGCACGUCUCAAGGGCAAGAUCGAGGAAGCCUUCGUCAAUGAGGGUCGCGCGCAGGGCAUCGACUUCGAGGUGGACCCUGAUGAGGCGCUGGCUGCGUGUGCCAACGGUCGAGGGAGCUACUUCAAGGUCGAUCUACCUGAUGGGCGGAAGAUGGUGCAUUUGCUAAAGGACCAUGUCCCGUUCGGUAUUCAGUUCGGGAGGCAAGUCCUAGUCACUUUGUUAGGUACUCCCGACAGACUGGAUUGGAAGGCUUGCAUGCUCUCAGAGGAGGAGGAUAAGGCCGACGCUCAGGCCUUCAAGACUGCUUUUGCUCCUUUUAAUCCUUGUGCUUGA
Molecule: messenger RNA, 1983 nt
Organism: Cyclocybe aegerita
Lineage: Eukaryota; Fungi; Basidiomycota; Agaricomycetes; Agaricales; Hemipholiotaceae
Source: the annotation of a GenBank genome assembly